CGCUUGUUUUCACCCGGAAGUGCUUCCGCUGCUACUGAGCAAAGAUGGCGGCUGACACUGCAACGGAGCUGCUGUUUUUAGACACUUUCAAGCACCAGAGCGCGGAGCAAAGUACCAAUAUAGAUGUAGUUCGUUUUCCAUGUGUUGUUUAUAUAAAUGAAGUACGUGUCAUUCCUCCAGGAGUAAGAGCUCACACAAGUUUGCCUGACAAUAGAGCUUAUGGAGAGACAUCCCCACAUACAUUUCAGUUAGAUCUGUUUUUCAACAAUGUCAGCAAGCCAAGUGCUCCUGUUUUUGACAGGCUGGGAAGCCUUGACUAUGAUGAGAACUCUUCAAUUAUCUUUAGACCCAAUGCAAAGGUCAACACGGAUGGAUUGGUCCUAAGAGGCUGGUACAACUGUCUGACAUUAGCAAUAUAUGGAUCAGUUGAUAGGGUAAUAAGUCAUGACAGAGAUUCUCCUCCACCCCCUCCACCACCACCUCCUCCUCCCCAGCAACAACCAGGUUUGAAAAGAAACCCAAAACAUGUUGAUGGGGAGAAAGAAGAUCAGUUCAAUGGGAGCCCUCCAAGACCACAGCCCAGGGGACCAAGGACUCCUCCAGGCCCUCCACCUCCUGAUGAUGAUGAAGAUGAGCCCAUGCCUGUGACAGUGGCUGGGGAAAAGGAAGAUGAUGUUGAUCACAGGGAGGACUACUUUGAGCCAAUUUCUCCUGAUCGAACAUCCGUUCACCAAGAAGGCCAGUACUCUGAUGAAGGGGAGGUAGAGGAGGAGCAGCCAGAAGAAGGGGAGGAUGAGGAGGAAGAUGUGGAUGUUGAGGAAGAUGAGGAAGAGGACGAGGAGGAUGGCCAUACAGUAGAGAGUAUUCCUGAGGAGGAAGACGAGGAGGAGGAGGAGGAAGAUGAGGAAGAGGAAGAAGAGGAAGGUGAGGAGGAGGAGGAGGAGGGUGAAGGUGAUGAUGGCUAUGAGCAGAUUUCAAGUGAUGAAGAUGGAAUUGCUGAUCUGGAACGUGAAACAUUUAAGUAUCCAAGCUUUGAUAUUGAAUAUACUCCUGAGGAUCUAGCCUCAGUGCCACCUGUGACAUAUGAGCCUUAUGAAAGAGAGCUUGGACCUCUUUUGUACUUUAAUUGUCCUUACAAGACCAUAUUUGAGGUUGAAGUUGGUAAGAUAAAGGAUCAAGAUCCAGACAAGGAAAAUUCAGGGGCAGUGGAAGCCUCAGUUAAGCUAAUUGAACUCCUGGAAUUAUAUCAGGAAGAAAGGGGUGCAAAGUGGGUCACAGCUUUAGAAGAAAUUCCAAAUUUAAUAACAAAAGGACUAAGCUUCCUGCAAGUGAAGAACACAACACAGGACUAUAUUACCCAGUUAGUAGAUUGGACAAUGCAGGCUUUAAACUUACAGGUAGCUCUCAGGCAGCCUAUUGCUUUGAAUGUCCGACAGCUUAAAGCUGGAACAAAAUUGGUGUCAUCGCUAGCAGAAUGUGGGACUCAGGGAAUCAUGGGACUCUUGCAUUCAGGAGUUAUUAAUGCAUUAUUUGAAUUGUUAUUUGCAGAUCAUGUUUCAUCUUCCCUUAAACUUAAUGCUUUUAAAGCUUUAGAUAGUGUUAUCAGCAUGACUGAGGGAAUGGAAAUGUUUUUAAGAGGUGGGUUAGAGGUACAUGAAAAAAGUGGUUAUCAGAAACUCUUGGAGCUCAUACUAUUAGAUCAGACUGUGAGAGUAGUCACUGCAGGUUCUGCAAUUCUGCAGAAAUGCCAUUUCUAUGAGAUUCUGUCGGACAUUAAAAAGCUUGGUGACCACUUAGCGGAGAAUACUCCUCCCCUUCCUAAUCAUAUGGAGUCUGAGCAGGAACCAGACCUUGGACUUGAGAGAACCAACCCAGAAUAUGAAAAUGAUGUGGAGGCACCUAUGGAUAUGGAUCAUCUUUUGGAAUCUUCUAAUAUCAGUGAAGGAGAAGUAGAAAAACUUAUUAGCCUCUUAGAUGAACUCUUUCAUUUGAUGGAGACUGCACCACAUACAAUGAUUCAGCCACCAGUAAAAUCUUUUCCAACAAUGGCGCGCAUUACAGGACCCCCAGAAAGGGAUGAUCCAUAUCCAGUCCUUUUCAGAUACCUUCAUAGUCACCAUUUCUUGGAAUCUAUCACCUUGCUACUAUCCAUUCCAAUAACAAGUGCUCAUCCUGGUGUGCUUCAGGCUGUCAGAGAUGUGUUGAAGUUCCUGGGACAGUCACAAAAAGGUCUCCUCUUCUUCCUGUCUGAGUAUGAAGCAACAAACCUGUUGAUUAGGGCGCUGUGUCAGUUUUCUGAUCCAGAUCAAGAAGAAGGUCUCCAAUCAGAUGGUGGCAGUGAUGAUGCAUUUGCUUUGUGGCUCCUGCAUUCAACACAGACACUGCAGUGUAUUUCAGAAUUAUUCUGCCAUUUUCAGCGGUGCACAGCCAGUGAGGAAACUGACCAUUCAGACCUCUUGGGAACAUUUCAUAACCUUUACCUGAUUACUUUUAACCCUGUUGGAAGAUCUGCUGUAGCUCAUGUGUUCAGCCUUGAGAAGAACCUCCAAAGUCUUAUUACUUUAAUGGAAUACUAUUCCAAAGAAGCUAUAGGUGAUUCCAAGUCCAAGAAGUCGGUAGCCUAUAAUUAUGCAUGCAUACUUGUUUUGCUGGUGGUUCAGUCUUCCAGUGAUGUCCAAAUGCUGGAACAGUACUCAGCGCCUUUAUUGAAGCUUUGUAAGGCAGAUGAAAAUAACACCAAAUUGCAAGAGCUCUGCAAGUGGCUUGAACCUUUGAAAAAUCUUAGAUUUGAAAUUAAUUGUAUCCCAAAUCUCAUUGAAUAUAUUAAACAGAAUAUUGAUAGUUUGAUGACCCAGGAAGGAGUUGGUCUUCUUACUGCACUCCGUGUUCUUUGUCAUGUUGCAUGCCCGCCACCUCCUGUUGAAGGUCAACAGAAGGAUCUUAAAUGGAACCUUGCAGUUAUUCAGCUCUUUUCUGCUGAAGGAAUGGACACCUUCAUUCGGGUUCUGCAAAAGUUGAACAGUAUUCUUAUUCAGCCUUGGAGGCUCCAUGUCAACAUGGGAACCACACUUCAUAGAGUUACUACCAUUUCCAUGGCACGAUGUACACUUAAUCUCCUUAAAACGAUGUUAACUGAGCUCCUGAGAGGUGGAUCUUUUGAAUUUAAAGACAUGCGUGUUCCUUCAGCACUUGUUUCUUUACAUAUGCUUCUGUGUUCUAUCCCCCUCUCAGGCCGUUUAGAUAGUGAUGAACAAAAAAUUCAGAAUGACAUUAUUGAUAUUUUAUUGACCUUUACCCAGGGAGUUAAUGAAAAACUUACAAUUUCAGAAGAAACUUUGGCCAAUAAUACUUGGUCUUUAAUGUUAAAGGAGGUCCUCUCUUCAAUUUUGCGAAUUCCUGAAGGAUUUUUCUCUGGACUUAUACUGCUUUCAGAAUUGCUGCCUCUUCCAUUGCCCAUGCAAACAACUCAGGUUAUUGAACCACAUGAUAUAUCGGUGGCACUCAACACCAGAAAACUCUGGAGCAUGCAUCUCCAUGUUCAGGCCAAAUUGCUACAGGAAAUAGUUCGAUCAUUCUCUGGUUCAACUUGUCAGCCUAUUCAGCAUAUGCUGAGGCGUAUCUGUGUUCAGUUGUGUGACUUGGCAUCACCAACUGCUCUUCUUAUCAUGAGGACUGUUUUGGAUCUGGUUGUAGAAGAUCUACAAAGCAGUACAGAAGAUAAAGAGAAACAGUACACUGGCCAGACUACCCGAUUACUUGCUUUACUUGAUGCCCUGGCUUCACACAAAGCUUGUAAAUUAGCUAUUUUGCAUCUGGUUAAUGGAACUAUUAAAGGUGAUGAGAAGUAUGCAGAAGUGUUCCAGGAGCUGUUGGCUUUAAUGAGAUCUACUGGGGACAAUGUUAUUCACCAGCAAUGUGCUGAAUAUGUAACAUCCAUUUUGCAGUCCCUCUGUGAUCAGGACAUAGCACUAAUUUUGCCAAGUUCCUCAGAGGGAUCUGUUUCUGAAUUAGAACAGCUUUCCAAUUCAUUACCAAGCAAGGAAUUGAUGUCCUUAAUCUGUGACUGUCUGAUGGAAACACUUGCUAAUGCAGAGACCAGUUAUAAUUGUCUCCUGACAUGUAUCAGGACAAUGAUGUUCCUUACAGAGCAUGAUUAUGGAUUCUACCACUUAAAGAGCUCUCUAAGAAAACGCAACCAUGCUCUGUAUACUGUAUCAAAGCGAGUAAUAAGUAUCUUUAGUAAGGAUACAGGUGAACUGGCUUCUUCUUUUUUGGAUUUUAUGAGACAAAUUCUAAACUCCGACACACUGGGAUGUUGUGGAGAUGAUGGAAGUCUUAUGGAAGUAGAUGGUUCCCAUCCAGCCAGAACACUGGGUCUUACUACUGCAGAGUUAAAACAUUUAUUACAGAAUAAAGAAGAAACUCCAGAAAAUUUGCUCAUUGAACUGGAGAAACAUGUUUUGGAACAUUCUAAAGAAGAUGACAGCCUUGAAUCCUUAUUGGACAAUGUAGCUGGACUUCGGCAGAUGCUGGAAUCAGCAGGCGAUCCUUGUCCUCUGAGUGACCAAGAUGUAGAACCAGUUCUUUCUGCACCAGACUCUCUCCAGAAUCUGUUUAAUAAUAGGACAACAUAUGUGUUGGCAGAUAUGAUGGAUGACCAGCUGAAAUCUAUGUGGUUCUCACCAUUCCAGGCUGAAGAAAUUGACACUGAUCUGGAUAUGGUAAAAGUUGACUUAAUUGAACUGUCAGAGAAAGGCUGCAGUGACUUUGACUUGCAAGCAGAACUGGAGAGAUCAUUUUUGUCAGAACCUUCAUCUCCUGGUAGGACGAAAACCACAAAAGGGUUUAAACUUGGCAAACACAAGCAUGAGACGUUUAUAACGUCAAGUGGAAAAUCUGAGUACAUUGAACCUGCAAAGAGAGCACAUGUUGUGCCACCUCCUAGAGGAAGAGGCCGGGGAGGAUUUGGACAAGGUAUUCGACCACAUGAUAUCUUUCGUCAAAGGAAACAGAAUACAAGCAGACCACCUUCUAUGCAUGUGGACGAUUUUGUUGCUGCAGAGAGCAAAGAAGUGGUCCCUCCAGAUGGGAUACCACAACCUAAAAGGCCACCAAAAGUAUCCCAGAAGAUAUCUUCACGUGGCGGAUUCUCAGGGAAUCGUGGAGGACGGGGAGCUUUUCACAGUCAGAACAGAUUCUUUACACCACCUGCUUCAAAAGGAAAUUACAAUCGUCGUGAAGGAGCCCGGGGUUCAAGCUGGAGUGCACAAAAUACACCACGAGGCACCUACAAUGAAAGCAGAGGGGGUCAAAGCAAUUUUAAUAGGGGCCCUCUGCCACCAUUGAGGCCAUUAAGUUCUGCAGGCUAUCGACCCAGUCCUCGUGAUCGUGCUUCCAGAGGCCGUGGUGGAAUUGGACCGUCUUGGGCGAGUGCUAAUAGUGGUGGUAGCGGUGGCUCAAGAGGAAAGUUUGUUAGUGGAGGCAGUGGAAGAGGUCGUCAUGUACGUUCCUUCACACGAUAAAAAUGAGACCUUACAGAACAACCCAGCAGGGUGAACUUCUCAUGCUGAUGACAACAAAAAGAGGCACUAAAGGACCAAUUUAGACUUACUGAUAUCUGAAGACAGUGAGAGAAUAUUUUUGUUCGAAGAAAGCAGUUUUUGUUUGAAACAAGACUUGAAAUUUCAAUAAAAUUCAAGACUUUUUGUGUACAAUUGUAUAUCUUUUAUUCCCCUUGAAAGAACAUUUUAACUUUUUCGUGGACUUCUGUAGACAAUACUGAAUAAGGAACCCAUGUGAAUUAAGACUUCAAUAAUUUCUCUUCUAAAAUAUUAAUUGUGCCAAAAGCAA
This is a messenger RNA of Gopherus flavomarginatus (Mexican gopher tortoise), 5850 nucleotides long. RefSeq names its product vir like m6A methyltransferase associated (gene VIRMA). The record is from RefSeq and is a predicted model, not a curated record. Bases 45 to 5522 code for a protein of 1825 amino acids. NCBI's taxonomy places the organism in Eukaryota, Metazoa, Chordata, Testudines, Testudinidae. Gene Ontology annotation, molecular function: RNA binding. The transcript has 24 exons. Gene Ontology annotation, cellular component: RNA N6-methyladenosine methyltransferase complex.